AUGACGAACACUUCCAUCAAUUACUCCUUCAUACUGAAGUACACUGGCUGUCGAAAGGCUUAUACUAUUUUAGAAUUUCUGGAUGCUAAAGAUACAAUUUUAAAAGAAAAUUUAAUGAAGAGGAAAACAGACAUCGCCUAUUUAACAGAUUUGUUUACAAAAUUUAAUAUGGUUAAUUUGCAAUUACAAGGCGACAGUUUAAAUUUGAUUAAAACAAAGUCCAUCUUAUCAGCGUUUCUUUCCAGAGUUAAACUAAUGAAGCAAAAUAUUGGACGGGGCGAAUUUUCUCAGUUCCCCAAUUUGUCACAGACAAGCUGCCAGGAAGACGACCUUUCAACUUACGUUCAACAUUUAAAUGCCCUCUAUUCAGAUUUGAAUCUAGGUUUGAGGAUAUUUUGA
Acanthoscelides obtectus is the source of this 399-nucleotide messenger RNA. The record is from the annotation of a GenBank genome assembly. Lineage: Eukaryota; Metazoa; Arthropoda; Insecta; Coleoptera; Chrysomelidae.